AAAGGCAAAAGCUUCUGCUUUGCCACUUCCUCUGUUCUUCUUCUUCCUCCCUGUAAAAUCCACAGUAUGAUUCUCCAGAAUUUGCCUUUCAUUUUCUUUGUCUUCUUCACUUUACUCUUCCUCGCCGGAGUUGGCUCAACUCAACCGCCGUUUUCGUGUGAUUCAUCGGACCCGUCAAGUAAAGGUUACCCCUUUUGUCAAACAACUCUGCCCAUUAGUCAAAGAGUCAGGGACUUGGUCUCUAGGCUAACUCUAGACGAGAAAAUCUCUCAGCUCGUAAACUCAGCUCCCCCGAUCCCGCGGCUCGGUAUCCCGGCGUACCAGUGGUGGUCAGAGGCAUUGCAUGGGGUGACUAAUGUCGGCCCUGGCAUCCUUUUCAAUGGGACUAUCCGGGCCGCCACUAGCUUCCCUCAAGUCAUUCUCAUUGCUGCUUCCUUUGAUUCCUAUCAAUGGUAUCGCAUUGGGCAAGUGAUUGGACGAGAAGCAAGGGCAGUGUACAAUGCAGGGCAAGCAAAUGGAAUGACAUUUUGGGCACCAAACAUUAACAUAUUUAGGGACCCAAGAUGGGGAAGAGGGCAAGAGACACCAGGGGAGGAUCCAUUGGUUGCAGGGAAAUAUGCUGUGUCAUAUGUGAGAGGGGUUCAAGGUGACACUUUUCAGGGAGGGAAGCUCAGAGGGCACCUUCAAGCUUCAGCCUGUUGUAAGCAUUUUACGGCUUAUGAUUUGGAUAAUUGGAAGGGUAUAAAUCGGUUUGUCUUUGAUGCUCGUGUUACUUUGCAAGACUUAGCGGACACAUACCAGCCUCCAUUUCAGAGCUGCGUGCAGCAAGGGCGAGCCAGUGGCAUAAUGUGUGCUUACAACAGAGUGAAUGGAGUCCCAAACUGUGCAGAUUCAAAUCUCUUGUCCAAGACAGCAAGAGGGGAAUGGCGUUUCAAAGGGUACAUAACAUCAGACUGUAAUGCAGUUGCCAUCAUCCAAAAUAAUCAAGGAUAUGCUAAAUCACCAGAAGAUGCUGUCGUUGAUGUCCUUAAAGCUGGCGUGGAUGUCGAAUGUGGAUCCUAUUUGCGCAAAUAUACCAAAUCAGCCGUGGAGCAGAAGAAACUGCCUGAAUCUGAAAUAGACAGAGCUCUUCAUCACCUCUUCUAUGUAAGGAUGAGGUUAGGCCUUUUCAAUGGAAAUCCAAUUCAACAGCCUUUUGGCAACAUUGGUCCUGACCAAGUCUGCUCCCCAGAGCACCAGAUACUAGCCCUUGAAGUUGCCCGUAAUGGCAUUGUCCUUUUAAAGAAUGAUAAAAAGCUCCUUCCGCUUCCAAAAUCGACCAUGUCGCUUGCUGUGAUAGGCCCCAAUGCUGAUUCCCCACAAACACUUCUUGGAAAUUAUGCAGGCCCUCCAUGCAAGUCUGUCACUCCAUUGCAAGCACUGAGAAGUUACAUUAAGAACGUUGUCAACCAUCCUGGUUGUGACACCGUUUCAUGUUCCUCUGGUUCAAUUGACAAAGCAGUAGACAUAGCAAAAGGAGCAGAUCAUGUUGUGUUGAUCAUGGGACUAGACCUAACGCAAGAAAGGGAGGAGCUUGAUCGCAUUGAUCUGGUGCUUCCAGGAAUGCAACAGGAACUCAUUAACAAAGUCGCAAAAGCUGCAAAGAAGCCAGUGAUUUUGGUGAUUCUAUCCGGAGGUCCUGUUGAUAUUUCUUUUGCUAAGAAUGAUCCAAGCAUCGGAAGCAUUUUGUGGGCUGGUUAUCCAGGACAAGAUGGAGGGGUUGCGCUUGCAGAAAUAAUCUUUGGUGAUCAUAACCCUGGAGGAAGAUUACCAAUGACUUGGUAUCCACAAGAUUUUGUUAAAAUAGCAAUGACAGACAUGCGGAUGCGCCCUGAAUCAUCUUCAGACUAUCCUGGACGGACUUAUAGAUUCUAUAAAGGCGAUACAGUCUUUGAAUUUGGUUACGGCCUCAGCUACUCCAAGUACACUUAUGAGUUCAAACGCAAACCCCUAAACACUCUUUACCUAAACCAGUCUUCAACGAUGGAGAUAGCUACAACCUCAGACUCAGUUCGUUACCUGUUGGUCUCUCAGUUGGGUCAAGAAGCCUGUGAUAAAAGAAAGUUCUCAGUAAUUGUAGGAGUGCAAAACCAUGGGGAGAUGGCAGGCAAGCAUCCAGUCCUGCUGUUUGUGAGGCAGGGAAACCAUGGCAAUGGAAGGCCAAAGAAGCAGUUGAUUGGCUUCCAGAGUGUGAUUCUGAGUCCAGGGGAAAUGGGUGAAAUAGAAUUUGAGGUGAGCCCUUGUGAGCACCUAAGCAUGGCUAAUGAAUACGGUUUGUUAGUGCUGGAAGAAGGAACACAUUGGUUGGUUGUAGGAGAUGACAAGCAUCCGAUCACUAUUAAUAUUUGAUUUGGUAUCCAAAUUACUAGCUUUGAAUAUUGUUUACCUUUGCCCCUGGAAACAUGGGCUCCAGGUUCCCAUAAAAAAAAAAUGUUAUUCAAUGCAUGAGACACAUGAUAUGUGAUAUCUUAUUAUGUAUUCAGAGAAAAAUCUAAUGCAUAAUUUACUCUUCUCUCUAGGCAUCUAUAAUGUGUUCUGGAGAAAAAUGUUUCCCACAAAACUCAACCUCCAGUUCUAAAAUCAAAUCAAAUCAAAUCAGAAUU
This is a messenger RNA of Rubroshorea leprosula, 2642 nucleotides long. NCBI's taxonomy places the organism in Eukaryota, Viridiplantae, Streptophyta, Magnoliopsida, Malvales, Dipterocarpaceae. The record is from the annotation of a GenBank genome assembly.